Molecule: messenger RNA, 3714 nt
Organism: Fusarium coffeatum
Lineage: Eukaryota; Fungi; Ascomycota; Sordariomycetes; Hypocreales; Nectriaceae
Exons: 2
Coding region: 1-3714 (1237 amino acids)
Source: RefSeq, a predicted model, not a curated record
AUGGCGACCCCCAAUGGCGACCCGGCUGUGUCGCGGCCAACCUCUGGCAUCAUCUCUCCUCGCGACAUGAGAUCUAGGACACAAAGUUUCUCUAGCGACCGACCUUCCACCAUUGCUCAUAGUCUCAUGUCGCCACCACUCUCUGUCUCACCUUCGGCGGCCUUCAUUGCCGCUUCGGCCGCUUCUCAAAUUAUUACCAACGAUCAUGAUAGCCAUGCCGAUACCUGGUAUGAUCAGCAUGGCAUCGAGCCUGCCAGCGACCCCGCGCUUGUCACGAUAGAGGCUCUCCAACUUGUCAACAACUUUCUGGAUCAAUUGCUUUUCAACUUUCUAUCCAGGUCACACGCCACCACACUUGCCAGCCUACGACCCGCCGUUUCUGAUGUAUUGAAACCGAAACUCGCAAAAGAUGCCGUCAACAAUGCCGACGAAGAACUACGUGAAUACCUGGGCGAAGGCGAUGAGGACGACUUCGUCCCGCCCCAAGGCGAUAAGGCGCGCGAUUGGGACCUGGAAUUGGUUUGGAAGCGCACCCGUCUUCGAUGUAUGGUGUAUUCUUCUCUGGGCGAUAUGGAGGAAGAAGAUGAGGACCUGUACAUGGAACAGGAAAACCUCGAGUUUGGCGCCAAUGAACAGGCCAGCGAAGUUAUCUCACCCGCUGUCGCAAUUUUCCUCACCUCUGUUAUAGAGUAUAUGGGCGAGCUCACCCUUACUGUUGCGGGUCAGGCCGCAUACCACAGAUUGCGGGCGAAAUUCCAGAAGGAGAUCAGUGAAGGAACCCGAAACCCUACCGAUGCCGCUGAUCGCAUUGUUGUGGAAGAGCAAGACAUGGAGAGAGUGGCACUCGACCGGACACUGGGGCGAUUGUGGAGGGGUUGGAAGAAGCGGAUACGGUCGCCUGUUAUUGACCUGAACGGCCGCCCUUUUUCAAGGGCGUCUGACGGACAUCCGAGACAAGACAGUGCGCUCGGUGACUCACCUGCUCUCAGCAGAGUUGCUACCCGUGAUGAUGAAGCCGAAACUCAAACUGAAGUCCCUGAGCCUUCCCAGAUUGCGCUCCCAAUGGGAGACAAGGACGUCGAUGAAAUCGAGGUUCCUGGUCUGGCAUAUUAUAGUGAUGAAAACGACGAAGAGGAGGACGAGGAGCCAGCAGAAGAAGCUAGCAGACGCCGACCAAAGAGCCUGUUAAUUACGCCACUAGGAAUUAUCCAAGGCCUCCCCACGCCCACUCUGUCGCAGCCCAACACCCCUGACUUCACUGGUCGCAAGCGUUCGAACUCACUCCCAACGCCUGGCGCCUCCCCAUACCGUGCUGUUGUGAAACGCUCAAAGGAAGGUGUCUCCAUCGAUACAAGCGUUGAUGAAAAUAAGAAAAACCUGUCUGAAGAUUCGAAGACUGAGCAAAGCAGUGACGGUCAGUUAGAGACUGGCGAGGAGAAGCCAAAGAAUGAGCUUGUCCCAGAGCCUGCGGCAACCAAAACCCAGCGGUUGUCAAAGAUUAUCACAAGUCGUAUCCAGUCACGGCAGGAGAUGGCAGAGGAGGAUCCAACGUACGAGAAGGCGGAGAUCUUGACCUCAGCUCGAGUGUCCGUGGCCGGAAGCUCCUCGCCAGCACUCUCUGACACUGGCGGUCCCUUCCCGCUUAAAAGGUCCUCGAGUGUGCACUCGGCUCGUAUCAUCGACGUCGCGGGUCCUAAGAGCCCCAGUGGAUCUCGGUCACCUUCGGCCGAUGCGGCAGAUCGUAUCCGCCGUGCGAGUCUCACAAUUCAGUCCAGCAGUAGUGUGCCUAACAGCGCCAGUGCAACUGAUUUACAGGCGCAGAAUACCUCCACCGGUCCGACUCGUCCCACUGUUACAGUUCCCAAGAGCCGCUCUCCCGUCGAUGCUAUGAGAGGGUCAAUGUCCAGCGCUGCAGCGGUCACAGGCUCAGACGAAGAGGUUGACCGAAAUCGAAGUCGGGAACAGAGGCCUCAUAAGUAUUUAGCUUACCACCCGUCUACCCCGACUGUCCCUGAGGCUGCUUCACCAACUGAGAGCAAACGACCUCAAGGCAUUAUUGGAGCUCAGUCACCAGUCCUUCAACAAUCAUCUUCUGCUCAGUCAAAUCGACAUGCUUCACGAAAUGAAAAGGUUCCUACAUCUCCCACUCACAGCAUUGGUAUGGUUUCGAUAGAACGAACAAAGACAAGAGAUUCGGAUGAAGAGGGCGGAAGUGCGCAGACCCCACGACCAACUCAUACUUCAGGCUCAUCAGCCUCUUCCGGUAUCAGUCGUCUCAAGGCUGUGAGAACCUCUGAAGAUAACGGUAGCCGUUCUAACGUCGCCCGCAAUUUUGAGGAACUGAUUCAGAGCAACCAAACCAUCACCUACACGUUGACUCCGGAGAAUAUGCGUAAUAUGGAUCACAAUCAACCUCUCGACACCUCGACUUUCAAGGGGCCAAGGAAGAGUGAGGACAGCCGGGCGCACCACCGAUCCAAAUCUUCGUCAGCGACAGCCGACAUCAAACGAUCAUCCCCCAACAACCGGCUUGCCGAUGACAGGUCAAGGCCUUUCCCAGCGCCUAACACAGGAAGACCUCGUAUGUCGGCGGCGCCCAGAGACGCCCGUGUCCCUAGCGAAUCUACCGCAGAUUUUGCAGAAUUUAUCAAAUCUACUGGUCCUGCGGGAGACAGCCGUCCAACGCAACUUCGAAAUGUGAGCAGCCCAAAUACCCCUGGCAAAUCCAGCCUCGAUGGACGCCGAGUUUCGUCGGCAAGCAAUCGAAAUCGCUAUAAACCUCGUGAUGCUGCGUUGGAGUCUCGUAGUGGUAGCUCGGAUCUAAUCGACUUCAUCCGACAGGGACCUCCAGGCGCAAACAGCAACCGAAUUCCUCACAACAUCGCACCAUGGGACACGACCGGCGCUGCAGAACCAUCAGGUGGUAAGGCCGUUGACGCUAGCAUCCCCGAUAUUCGAUACAGUCAAGCAUCGACUCACGGCACCGAAUCGUCAAUGCCAUCCAUUCACUCGUCCAUCAACUCUAACACAGCUCUUCUAAAGAACAAAGGUCCAUCUGCGCCCGCUAACAAGAUGUUUGACGACGAUGACAUGAUGCCCAAACGAAAGACCAGGCGUGUCAAGGAUCCCUACGCCAUCGACUUUAGCGACGAGGAAGACGAGGAUGAUGAGGUCUUGCUCGCAACACCCAAACCUCCCGUUAAGAAAGAAGAGAGUUUGGCAGAGUUUCUUAUGAACUAUGAGCCUCCACCUGAGCCUGUUUCAGUUCCCAUUUCACAGAAGAUGCCAAAGAAGAAGGCCAGUGCACCAAGUCUCAUCGGAAGGUUCACCCGCAAGGAAAGCCAGUCUAGCAACUCCCCUACAUCUCCUCAAGGCAACGACUCCCGAUCUCUCAGCAGCCGCGCUGGCCUUAGGAAUUAUAUUCCUAUCCAGGUCAAUGUCCCGUCAGGCUAUGAUAAAUAUGGACAGCCCACGGGCGAGAACCAGAACCAAUCUCGACCGCCACCUGUCUCUACGGCUUCCUCUGGACGUCGUGUGCCCAUGAAGAAGUUUGAGCCUCGAGAUGCAACCUCCAAUGUUUCCCGUACUUCAGACCUAGCGGCAUUCCUCCGCACAUCCGAGCCACCACCUGAGCCCGUGACUGCUCCCUCUCCUCCCGUCAAGGAAGAGAGUGGCAGUAGCCUGUCAAAGAUGUUUGGCCGCCGAAAAAAGUAA